UUUCCACGUACAGGGCCUCUCUAGCGAAACUGUGUUUAUGUUUCGCCAGCCGAGAUCUGGCUCUGUCCAAACGCCUUGUACUUUCGGUGGGCGUGGAUGGAUAGUAGAUCUACAUGUUUUGUAAGACUAGGUUGUGAAAGAUUCGUCUCUCUAGGAUAUUGAUUUCUCAAAUUUAUUCAGGUUUACAGAAUAUACAUAUUACUUAAAGUAUGGAAAUGAACGUUCACUUCGGAAAACAAGAAAACAUAACUGAUUCACCAGCCUGACUGGUGGUGCUCAGCAUUUUGCGGAUAGAUUUUUUUGGUGCAGUGCGGAGUAACAGUUAGGCCAAAGUGUAUACGUUGUGUUUGAGUGAGUGCUGUUACUUAUUGUCCAUCUGACCACAAUGCCGCCCUCUCCCACUACGACAUAUGAACGUGUCGGUUACCAGACGGACACUGAGACCCUGGUGGUGCCGGGACUUGACGAGGGGAGGCGACUGAACCGAGGAGACCCACACAAGAAUACCGCACCCUUCAACCGCAAGAAAAUACUGGUGACACUAUGUAUCCUCAUCACAGAGAUGUGCGAGAGGCUGACUUACUACAGUAUUGUGGCCGGCCUUGUUCUCUUCAGCAACAGCCAUCUAGGCAUUUCAGAGACGGAUGCAACCACCAUCAAUCAAGUCUUUUCAGGAUGGACAGCGCGCUCUGUUCUUCCUUGGCCUGGUGUUCGUUGCUCUGGGCACUGGAGGCAUCAAGGCCAACGUGGGCCCGUUUGGGGCGGAGCAGGUGGAGACCAUGGGCAAUGAAGCCGUGCAGUCCUUCUUUAACUGGUCAGUGAAUGAGGUUUUAUUGGAACUCCAAUAUGAUUUCAUGAAGCACAAAAUCGCAUUUUUUCAAUUUAUAGGAGACCUAUUUUAUAUACUGCAGACAGUCUCAAUGUCUUGUUUUACUCUAAUGGACACUGUGGUUUACUUCUUGUUACUUUCUACAGGCAGCAUUCUAACGACAGCAUGGAAGAUUUUGGUACAAGGUUGCAAGAUGUCAAAUACAUUCUUCGUGCAAGCAGAGCGCAUGGACAUCCGUGUGGGUGACAUAAACUUGCCAGCAGCUGCCCUUAACGUGUUCAACACUAUCAGCAUCAUUGUUCUGAUCCCCAUCGUAGACAGAGGGCUAUAUCCGUGCUUUGAGAAGAUGGGAAAACCGCUCACCUACCUCAAGAGGAUAGGCAUUGGCAUGGUGGUGGCCGCCCUGGCUGUGAUUGUGGCGGGCGUUGUGGAGAUCUACAGGAAGGAAGCCAUGAAUGAGCCGGGCGGCAUGCACGUCCAGACCCUGUCAGACACGCAGUUCAACGCCUCCAGCAUGUCUGUGUUCGUGCAGGUCCCACAGUUCACGCUUAUCGGCAUCAGUGAGAUCUUCACAAGUAUCACAUCUCUGGAGUUCGCUUACAACCAAGCCCCAAUCGCCAUGCAAGGUCUACUUACGGGACUCUUCCUCGCUGCCUCGGGUUUGGGCAACUGGAUAUCCUCCAUCAUCCUCAUCAUUGUGAAGGAGGCUACGAAGGACGACCCAUGGUGGGGAGAUGAAAUCAACGACACCAAAAUGGAGAACUUGCUCUUCCUUCUGGGAGGUCUCAUGAUGCUCAACUUUUUCGUUUUUUGCAUCGUUGCGCACUACUACAAUUACCAAGACCCGUCCACCUUUGAACGGCCUGACGAGGAUGAAAAUGACGUAAAUGAAGAUGGAAUAAAGGCAGGAGGGGAAGGAGGGUCUUAUAGGACUUUUUCUGAGAAGAGUCCAGUCAAUGGCAUUGAAAAUGCCGCCGAUGGGGGUACAACUUAUCCUUGAUUAGGCCUAAUUUAUUUUAUAUCUGGAUGUUGUUCUUGCCUUUUUAAAUAGCUGCUCUGUCAAUUGGAGAUCAUAGAUGAACAGAUGAAUGAAUUUACAUGCUGUCUUUCAAAAGAAACUAUAAUAUAUUUUAUUGUAAUAUGCUUCCUUUAUACAAAUGUUCUGAUCUUAGCUGAUGGGAUACGGAGGUUUACCAAGAAAGUUAUCAAAGCGAUUAUAAAAACACUAAUGAUAAUAUUGAUAUACAAGAAGAAGAAGAAGAAGAAGAAGAAGAAGAAGAAGAAGAAGAAGAAGAAGAAGACGAAGAAGAAGAAGAAGAAGAAGAAGAAGAAUCUUGUACCAAAGAGCUUUGCGAUUGCACACAAAACAAUCCAAAAUAAAAUAUAUCAUGGCGCACGUUAAAGCGCUACAAAGCACCACCAAGGGGAUAAUCUGAAAAUCCUAAUAGAUCAGGGAGCGCAAGACUGAGUCUGCAAGCAAAAUAAUGGACGCCUGCUGCCGGGCAGUACUUUUUAGAAUAUUCGUUAAAAAAACAGAGAAUAUGUAUACACAGUUCGCAUGACAAUCAUUAUGCUCAGCUGUUCUCUAGUCAAACGGUUCAUAAAUGUAGUUUUCGAACUGAGUUUAAGGGGUGGGGGGAGGGGGGAUUUGAAGUUUUCUGGAAGUUUGGAAAGAUUUUAGUCUUUAACAGGAACGUAAUGAUAUAUUCUUUUAUUAUUUAGAAACUAAAGGCCACAUGACAAACGCUAUUUCGAACUGCGAUCAGUACAGGGAUACAGCAGACAAUUAUCAUCAGAAAACAACAUUAUAACUUCAUAGGAUGAUCAUCAGGAGUUCAGUUUAUGUUAACUUUUUUAACCUUUACUUUUUUCUGCUCUCUUGAACCACAAGGUGUUGAGGGGAGAUGCAAUUUUUGUUGAACGUGGGUUAGGUUUAUUGGCCUGUAGAUUGUCAUGUUGUUCAGUUAGAGGGUCUCUUUGACUCUGUCAUUCCAUCUGCCUCGAAGCCAUCGAAACUAUCUAUGUUAUUGUUAUAGUCGUAAAAUAAGGCUUAUGUUGGACCCCCCAUGUCAUGCUGACGGGUCUGAACCAAGGGUGCUUUCACCCACAGGGAGAAAACAUUCCACUCAAACACAAACAAACAAAUGCACACGCGCACACCAACACACACACACACACACACACACACACACACACACACACACACACACACACACAUUAAAAUGCGGAAACCAAUGCAAUUAUUAGUGUCUGCUGUUAUACAGUGCCAAUGGUUCUAAGUAUUUCUUUAAUAUCCACUAGGUAUUAUCUGUGCCCAAGAACGCAUGUUUCUAAGAACGUCUGUUGGGCAUAGUUCUAAGUCUAUGCCAAAUGAUCUUUCUUCACACUGCUAUCGCCAGUUGUUUUGGGGUUUUUUAAUGCUUUUUCAUAUGCUUUAACUUUUCAUUUAUGUAAAUUUAGUUGGGUGUCAACUACGUCUAAUUUCGUCGGGACAAUUACGGUAUGAAAUUAAUUCAUUUCCCAUUGUUACACUUUUACCGUGUGCUGAUUGACAUUAUAGGUAUCUCACGGCGGAGAGCCUACAUGAUCAUGCCGCCUUGACGACAACGCAGAGACCUUUAUUUUUGGGUUACAUAGUUAGGGUUUGGAUCAGGGUUAUGGUUUGGGUUAGGGUUCAGUGCUUUAUUUUCAGGUUACAGAGUUAAAGUUUGGGUUAGGGUUUGAGUUAGAGUUGGGGUUUAUGUUAGGGUACAGAGCUUCUUUUUUUUUUAGUUUAGGCCGUACAGAGUUAGGGUUGGGAUUAGUGUUAGGGAUAGGGUUAGCGUUAGGGUUUGGGUUAGAGUUCUAGUAUUAUCAUAAUUCUUUUAAAUACCUUCCGAUUUCCGAGCCUUUACGUUCACAACAUUAGGUUAUGAAUUGGUGUCAGUGGUGUAUCAGUUAGGCAUUUCGCCCUCGCACGCAGAAAACUUAAGUUCCAUUCCUAUACCUGCAAUACCUGGAUGUGUCGUUUCUGACUCAGAGGUUGGGGUGUUAUGACCCUCCAUCCUUCACGGACGCGAGCUGCCAUUGCACAUACUGCUAUACUCAUGUCAUUCCCAUGUGUGCAGAUGUUAUUUCUCUAAAUAAAGUAUCUCCCUCUGUCAGCUGGGACGUUGUAUUCCUCACAGCCCACGUUGGAGCUGACAGGCAUUGUCAAAGCAGCUAAAUCUACCUCCUAAAUAAUCUAAAUAGUGUCGAUUGGGACUAAAACACAUACAAUAAACAAUUUUACAGGGUGUGUGGUUUAUACUUGUUAGGACCAUGUCACUAUUUCACUCGUCUUUGCGAGAUCGUAGUUUUUAAUGAUUACGUUGGCACAGGUAUAAGUGUAAGCAGUUGCAAACGAUUCCUCUAACAUUAUUUGAACCAAUCAUUGUUUCAUACUCAUCGAAAUCGAUCGUGAUCUGGUUGAAAUGUGACCUGUCUGUGAUUUGUACAUUUUCAACGUUCAGGGUUUAUCUAAUUAUAAACUAACUCUCCCUCUGAAUACUGUAUAGUUUUAUUUUUAACCAGAUAACAACAAUACAUAACAAUUCGUCUUUAGGCACAAAAACCACUUUGGUUGGACUCACGCUCAGAAGAUACAUGCCUAUAUCAUUUCAGCCAUUUUGGGAAAUGAGGAAAAACGGUUUCUUUCGAACAAUUGACUCUUUGAAAGGCUUGAAUGUGUGUACACUCAAUUGAUUUUAUAUUUGGAUCAUUCUUUUGUCCUAGUGAACAGCUAUACUACCAAGCUGGCUAUGCUCUUCAUUUCAGAACCAAAAACACCGAACUGGCAAAAAUGACUUAGGCAAUUAUCUUAUGAACGUGAUGAUAUAAAACUGGAUUAAUCUGUUAUGUAUUUGUAUAUUUAUUUAUAAACAAAUGUAUAAUUAGAUUGUUACAUUCAGAGCGUUGUUGUGUAUUGAUCGACUAAAUAGAGAAUGACGGAGGAAGCGACUAUUGAUUAAUUUAUAAUCUGUUUUUACAUAGGCUAUUAUUAUUGUUGGGUUGCUGUUCCCAGCCAGAUUGUGCGACAACGGACUCAUUUUUGUGGAGAUUUUCCAAAAGCUGACACUCUUUUAAGUUUUAGUAAGAGUUUAACGGCACUAGCAACACAUUGAUGUCAUAUAACUACAGAAGUUUUGAUGUAUAACAAAGAGAAACAAACUUUUAAAUCGUAGGAGGAAAGAUACGGACGAUAGAAUGUUUAGUAGCGAAAACAGGUGCAACCACGCCAGAGCACCAGCCAACCACCCACUGACAGUCUCUGUAACUGUAAAACUAAACAAAAGAAGUUGGAGCACACCAGUCAGACCUGUAGGGACUUAUACGUUCUUAUACUAGCCGUCUGACCGUCUAGGUAGGGACCCAACAGUCCCCCACAAGACGGUGAAUUACGCAACGACAGACAGGCUAAAGUGUAGAAUUUUCACGGCUGUCUAUCCACGUUUGUCAAAUCGUUUCCGGGAUUCUGGCCUAAAAAAUGAUGACUAUGACCUCUUACUUAAUUCUGUUUCACGCUAUUUUGAUAUCUCUUCAAAUAGUAUUUCCAGGUAUGUUUUUCUGUUUAGUUUGUCUGUACUCGUAUGUACGCUGGUUGCUAUAUUUUCUCUAUUACAGAGUACUUAACGCUUAAUCAAAAUGUGUAACGAAGUCUUCAAAUAUUAUAGAUCUAGCAAUGCUUGGCAUCAAACUUAUCGCUUCUAUUUAAUCAGUUUGCGCAUAUUUUAAUAAACGAAACAUGUUGGCGAGUACUGUUGAA
This is a messenger RNA of Aplysia californica (California sea hare), 5612 nucleotides long. RefSeq names its product solute carrier family 15 member 4. Gene Ontology annotation, cellular component: membrane. The record is from RefSeq and is a predicted model, not a curated record. Gene Ontology annotation, biological process: transmembrane transport. Gene Ontology annotation, molecular function: transmembrane transporter activity. NCBI's taxonomy places the organism in Eukaryota, Metazoa, Mollusca, Gastropoda, Aplysiida, Aplysiidae.